This is a messenger RNA of Zootoca vivipara (common lizard), 4491 nucleotides long. RefSeq names its product iroquois homeobox 2 (gene IRX2). Gene Ontology annotation, biological process: regulation of transcription by RNA polymerase II; neuron differentiation; cell development. The record is from RefSeq and is a predicted model, not a curated record. NCBI's taxonomy places the organism in Eukaryota, Metazoa, Chordata, Lepidosauria, Squamata, Lacertidae. Gene Ontology annotation, cellular component: nucleus. Gene Ontology annotation, molecular function: RNA polymerase II cis-regulatory region sequence-specific DNA binding; DNA-binding transcription factor activity, RNA polymerase II-specific.
CCCGCCCGGGCUGGGGAAGACGCCUCCUCCCGCUCCUCCGCCUCCAUUUUCCCGCGCGCUCCUUUUGCCCAGAUGCCCGCCGCCUCCUCCUCCUGCAGCAGCCGCGGGUGACUUCUGCGUGGGAAAGCAGGAGCGCGGGCGGGCACGCGAGGCGGCGAGCACGCGCGCGCUCCCCGGACCUGCGAGAGGCUUUCCCUCAGCCUCGCGCUGAGCUCUCCUUUUGGCUCGCGCUCCUCCCGCCUAUGGAGGGGACGCUGUGAGCUCCUCAGCGGCUGCAGCGAGCGAGCGGCGGCGGCGCCAGUAGCUGAAGCGCCCGCAGUCGUCCUCCGCUCGCCUCAGCCCAGGCCCCUUCCUCGCGCUCGCCCGCUGCCCGUGGGCCAGCCAUGUCCUACCCUCAGGGCUACCUCUACCAGCCCCCGGGCUCGCUGGCGCUCUACUCGUGCCCGGCUUACGGGGCGUCGGCGCUGGCGGCGCCCCGGAGCGAAGAGCUGGCCAGGUCGUCUUCGGGCUCGGCGUUCAGCCCUUACCCCGGAUCCGCCGCCUUCACCGCCCAAGCGGCAGCCACCGGCUUCAGCAGCCCGCUCCAGUACUCCACAGACCCGGCCACGGGAUUCCCCUCCUACAUGGGCUCCCCUUACGAUGCCCACGCGACGGGCAUGAGCGGGGCCAUCAGCUACCACCCUUACGGUAGCCCAGCCUACCCCUACCAGCUGAACGACCCCGCUUACCGAAAGAACGCCACGCGGGAUGCCACGGCCACGCUGAAGGCCUGGCUGCAGGAACACCGCAAGAACCCCUACCCGACCAAGGGCGAGAAGAUCAUGCUGGCCAUCAUCACCAAGAUGACCCUCACGCAGGUCUCCACCUGGUUCGCCAACGCCAGGAGGAGGCUCAAGAAGGAGAACAAGAUGACCUGGGCGCCGCGCAACAAGAGCGAGGACGAGGACGAGGACCUCGACGCCGGCGGCGGGAUCCGCAGCAAGGAAGAGGCGCCGUCGGACAAAGGCCGCGACAGCAACGAGACGUCGGCCGAGGAUGAAGGUGAGGGAGGAACAGGCUGGUUUCGUGGGGCAGGGAGGCAGAUCAUGGGCCUGCAUGGAGCCCUGCAGCCCGACCCUGUGCAGGUCUACCUCGGAGUUCAGUGGGGCUUACUCGGAGGGAUCAGCUUGCAGGUGGACUCGCUCACCGACCACUCCUGCUCGGCCGAAUCGGACGGCGAGAAGGCCCCUUGCGGCGCCGGGGACCCGCUCUGCGAGUCCGGCUCGGAGUGCAAGGACAAGUACGAGGAGAUCGACGAGGACGAGGACGACGUUGAGGAGGAGGAGGACGACGAGGAGGAGGACGACGACGAGGAGGAGGCGGCGGACAGGGGUCUUCCCGCCAAGCCCGUCACCUCCUCCCCUCUCACCGGGGUCGAAGCCCCUCUGCUGGGUCACCCGCAUGCCGAGGACUCCGCGCGCAACGCCAACAAAGCCGCUUUGGACGCCCGUAUGGCCCCGACAGCUGCUUCGCAAACCACGCUGGCGAGCAAGCCCAAGCUGUGGUCGCUGGCGGAAAUCGCCACCUCGGACCUUAAGCACCCUCAGCACCCUCAGCACCACCACCACCACCCUCACCACCCGCACAACCUGGGCCAGAGCUGCCAGCCGUCGGUGCCGCCGUCUUCCACCCCGCACAACGCUGCCUACUCGCCCUCCUCUCUCCUGGGGAGGCAUAUUUAUUACACGUCGCCUUUUUAUAGCAACUACACAAACUAUGGGAACUUCAACGCCCUCCAGGGUCAGGGCAUCCUGAGGUACAACUCGGCGGCAGUGGCCUCCAGCGAGGGGCUAAGUCAGACGGUCUUAAGCAGCGGCGGUGGAGGCGGCAGCUCCGCGCACAAGCAGGGCUCGGAGAACUCUUUGAAAACCAUCGCGAGCCACCUAGAACAACAUUACAAGCCUUCCAAUCCAGACUCCAAAAAAGACCCCACUGAAGUGUGCACAGUAGGAAUACAACCAUACCUAUAGAAGUGCAAUCACACAGCAGCCAGGCAAGUAGGUGUCACAAUUGCUUUGAGAAAAGUCAACAAGCCAUCAUCUCUCCCCAAGCUAAUCUAUCUCUAUCUCUAACAAAAUUCUAAAUCCGGAUCACAUCUUGUGCCACUGUAUAAAAGAAGACCACAGAGCACUAUUAAAUCUACAGACUCUCUCUAAUUGUUAAACCAGAAUUUUACUGGACAUUAUGUGAGUUUACUGGUAUAGUCUAGUUCUCCCCAAUGUAUAUGUGACUUAAAAGGAAAGAAUGAAUGAAAGAAAGAAGCAAAUCUGUUUUUUCUCAGGAUAUCUCGAAUUGAUCAGCUUAUUGCCACGGUAUAUAUAUAUAUAUCUAUAUAUAUCUAUAUUCUGUAGGUGUGAUAGGAUUUAUUGUACAAACACUUUGUAAAAGAUACAUACAGUAGCAAUUAAUUAAAGAAACCAUGACUGAAGAACUUGAGUACUUACAAAGUGGAAACAAAUUUGAUAUUUAUUUUUGUAAUGAUAUAAGAGCUUCUAGUAAUUUAUGCAAGUUGUAUUGCAACGGAAUCCCAACUCUUUUGUAAAUAAAUUAUGCCUGGUUUUUAUUUGAGACAUUGAUGGUUAUACAAUCUCUCGUUGUUUAACGAGAAUUCUUUACUAAUUUAUAUCUUUAAUUGUAAAUAAAAACAGAUUAGUCUACAAUAAGGUGGUGGCCUUUUUUUGUUCAUUUUUAGUAUUUAUCUUUUUUGUAAUUCAUGAUAAUUUAUAAAAUAUCACUGUUACAGUUGCCUAAGGUAACUUCUUAAAUAUUUAAAAUAUAUUUAGCAAUGUGGCUAAUUAAACCUGUUGAACAUAUAUAUUGCAGGACAAUAAAAACCUUCAGUGUGAAUCUGUUGCACUGGACUAUAUACAAUUUACAUUUUUAAAAAAGAUUACUAUUGUACAUCCUGUUGUAUUUAGUGAUAGCAUUCUUAAUUCAAAAUGCCAUAUUUACUUGCACCAUAAGUGAAGAUUUGUGUUUCAUUUUUAUCAAGAGAUACAAAGCACUUGAAAGUAAAAAAAAAAUAGAAAACUAUCCCACCCCCUAUAAAAAUAUAUAACAAUAAUGUGGUAAUCACUUAUGAGAUUCACCAUUAGGUUUAAAAAAUAGCUAAACCAUCACUUCAAUCCCCCCCCAAACAAAUAAUGAGAAUUCCCUUAUAAUAUAAUUUCAAUAAGGAGACAAACAACCAUUUAUUUUCUCCCUCAAAGAUAAAUUGAGUGAAUAUAACUUACGGUUAUAAAACAAGAAUAAUAGCUUCUUAGAUUGCCCUUUAAUCAAUCAUACACUUAUUUUUCAAGAGGCUCAUCUAUUUUAUUCCAUGAUUAAUAAUGUUCCAGCGUGAGAGCAUUAUUAGAUCCCAGCAGGGGAGAUCCUGGGUGCUUUUAGCUGCUUUGGAACGGUCAGUUGGGGUUCAUUACGGGCUGAUAUUGAACAAUUUAUAAAAUCUUGUCUAAACAUCUGCCAGCUCAGAUAGGCCGAUGUGUCUGAAGAUGGGAAAUUGCUCGACCAGUUGAUAUUGACAAACGGGGCUCUCUCCAGUGGCUUUUUGUUCGCUGAAAAUUAGUGGCCUCCUGCUCAGGGGCUUGUUAGAAAGGGCAUUUGAAAGUGAUCUUAGAUACUUCAGGGUUCGGCCUGGGGAAUGUUAACUGGAUAAAGAGUGGAAUCUGUGUGCAUGUCUGUGGUGUAAUUACAGACGGUUACCUACAGCUUAUGUUGUUACCGGAAUGUAUUUGGUUAUCAUCAUCAUCAACAACAACAACAUCGUCAUCAUCACCUUCCCCCUAAGUACACAAAGUAGCCUAACCAACAGACAGCUCUCUUGGGCCGGUGGCUGCCUUGUCUGUCUGUCUGUGUCUGUCUGUGUCUCUCUCUCUCUCUCUGUGUGUGUAGAAAGCAACAUUUAAUAAUAAUAAUAAUUUUAAAAUAUUCAUUCACUACAUUGCAACCCUAAAAUCACCCGUUGAAGUUUUCACUGAUGUCACCAGAACUGAGUUCAAAGUAAAUAUUUUGGGAUAAUAAUUUAGCACAGUUUUGGAUGUUGCUCCAGCAAUCAUGGGGUCUAUUUAUCUGAGUGAUUCAGGCCUCCCCCUCUCCCACCCCCAGAGCUAUUCCCAAGUCGGUGUAGACUUCCAACCCAUUCCUAAGGUGUUUCUUCUUUGCAGCAAAACUGACAUAAACCAAAUCUGUUUGCCUGCCUCAUUUAUCUAAAAAAAAAAAUCUUCCCAUCUAUACUUUUGAUUUCUUUAGUUAUGAUUAUGAGAUACUUUAUAUGUGGCAUUUCAAAUUUCUCAGUGCAGAAUGUUAAGAGGAUCAGUCGAGGGCAGGGGGCAGUUCUCCUGUGCAAGCCUCACUUGAAACGAACCACGCUUUUCCUUUAGGUUUCCCCGCGAGUACUCUUGCCCACGCCCCGUUCAUUUCGAUGGGGCGUGCGCAGGAGAACUUCCCUGGCGA